Messenger RNA from Sitophilus oryzae (rice weevil), 1566 nucleotides. RefSeq lists its product as uncharacterized. The coding region runs from base 60 to 1463 and encodes 467 amino acids. The transcript is spliced from 7 exons. Lineage: Eukaryota; Metazoa; Arthropoda; Insecta; Coleoptera; Curculionidae. The record is from RefSeq and is a predicted model, not a curated record.
UUAAAAUAACUCUAGUUGAGUUCAGUGUUUGGCUGUGUGAAUAUUAUUUUAAAUUGACUAUGGCUUUUUCUAAGGCUUCAAGAUUCCACGAACAAAUUACAUGUACACCUUCUCCCAUGGACUACAUAAUACCAAGCAAUUUUGACAUAGUUGUUACCAAGAAGCACAUAUCGUGGUUGAAGAAUAAUCCAAACCUGGGUUUCGGAGAUUUUCUAAAAUUUUACAACAAAGACUUAAAAACUCUCUCUGAAAAGAUAUAUCACCAAGAAUGUUCAAGCGAUUCUGGAGACACAUAUAUCGUCAAAAAGAAAACUAAUACUGUGUCAAACAGAAGAAUAAAGAUGGCUGAAUCUAAAGCUCCGUCUUUUAUGAAUAGAAAAAAGAUCGUCCACUGUUGCACAUCGGAAAAACCAGCAGUUAAUAAAUUUCAAAAAAAUAGCAGAUUUUCUAGCAAGAGAAAGUCUAUAUGCCCUACACAAAAAUCAAUAAAAUCAGCUAAUAAAACUUCAGAAAAUCAGCUUCCUUUAGAGAAACAUUCUUCUACAAGCUCUCUUAAUUACAAUGCAGAUAGCGAAGGUAGUAAAUCUGAGGCAAAACCCUUAAGCGAAAAUUGUAAUCAGAGAAAAGGGACUUUCAUUAUAACUAAAAACGAUGACCAUAUUGAAUCCGUCCCAAAGUUAGCAGAUAAGACUGAAUCGCUCAAUAAUGAAUUAGAGCAAGCAUCUACGUAUUCCAUAACUAGUAGCUUAGAAAUUGAAGAGAUGUUAACCAAAAAUUUGUUUUAUAAUGAAAGUAUGUUAGAAGAGGAGCUUAAAAUGCAAUUGAACAUAUAUUUAGAAGCUGAACAGGCUCAGUCUUCCGAUAUUGAAGAAUGGUUCGAAAAAUCGCGUAGUGAAGAUAAUGAAAAAAUUUUAAACUUUAAUGCGUUGGAACAACACUUGGAGGAAACGAACAGCGUUAGUGCUGAAAAUGAGACUGAAUUCUAUAUGAGUGAAACGUUCAUUGAUGAUGAUUACGACUCGUACCUGAAUAUGGAAAAAGGUGGAGAGCGAGGUGGUAUAGAUAAUGAAAGUUUCUUUGAGCUCUAUCAAUCUAUAAUAGAAAAAUACACUAACGAAGUGUUGCCGGCCCAAACCGAAGACCAAGGAAAUUAUCAGAAAUUGGCACUUAGUAUGGAAGGUCAAAAACAGGAGAACUCCUUUCUUGCCACAUUCGACAUGUUGUUUGGCGAAUGUAAGAACGGCCGCCGUUUGAGGACGGAAAUGGAGAAAGUUGUCAAGAAUGCCAUUUCUGAACUUAAAGUACAAUUCAAGAAAGAAAUCUACAGAAACACUGAAGAUAAGUUACAUGGGCUUAUUUCAGAAAUAGUACUGCUGAGUAGAGAGGCCGAUCGAAGUACCGAAGAUAUGUGCGAUGUGGCUUCUAACACGUUAAUAGCGAAACUGGAAAGUCUCAUGAAUUAACCAUGGUGGUCUCUCAAGGAGACGCAAUUAUGUGUAAUGUGAAUGUCCCAAUAAAAAUGUAUUGUCAAUAUACAAUGUUUAAUUUGUCAAUAUACAAUAUAAA